GCCUGGAAUAAACAGAGAUGUGUUGACGUACAGAAACAGCUGAUCCGGGAAGAAAAAUAUUGCAAUAUUUCCCUUUAAGGAGGCAAAAACAAAUGAUAUAAACAGAUAUGAAUGCUAUAAGAAGUUUCAUAGAUUCCCUGAUGGAAUUGCUGAGCCUAACAUCACAGAUGAUGUCUCUGGCAGUUCGUGCUUGGUCUUUAGGGAUCACGCUCAUUCUGCAGCUGUUUGUGCUUCUUGUUGCUCUACUCUGCAUUUGCUGGGGUCUUCUGAAAUGUUGUGUGUACACCCUGCGGAGAGGAGAACCAGGCUACUUGCAUGUUGCAUUCUUUCACCCUUAUUGCAAUGCUGGAGGAGGGGGUGAGAGGGUGCUGUGGUGUGCCAUAAGGGCAAUACAGAGGAAGUACCAGCAUGUGAAAUGUUAUGUCUAUACAGGAGACAUAGAUGUAACUCCACAGGAAAUCUUGCAGAAAGCACAGCAGAGAUUUGGUGUAGUCCUUCCGCGGCCAGUGGAAUUCAUCUUCCUCCAAAGUCGGACGGUUGUGGAAGCAAGACACUAUUCAUUUCUGACUCUUCUUAUGCAGAGUGUUGGGUCACUGAUGCUUGGUGGUGAAGCCCUGUUGAAGUUCAGGCCAGAUGUGUACUUUGACACCAUGGGUUAUGCUUUUACAUAUCCCAUCUUUCGUUAUGUUGGUGGCUGUGUGGUUGCCUCUUACACACAUUACCCAACAAUCAGUACAGACAUGUUAGGUCAGGUUGCAAACAGGGUUGAAGCUCACAAUAACAGAGGGUUUAUUGCAAGGAACACAAUAUUCAGUGCCAUGAAACUAGGAUAUUAUCAUCUCUUUGCCCUGAUGUAUGCACUUGUUGGCCGUUGUGCUCACCUUGUGAUGGUCAACUCCACAUGGACACAUGGUCACAUCACAGCUCUCUGGGGUCAGGCCCAUCAUACACACAUCAUAUACCCACCAUGUGAUACUGAACAUUUCAAAAGUUUGUCACUGAUUCCUGAUGCCAGCAAGAAGCUGAAAACUAUUGUUUCCAUUGGCCAGUUUCGACCAGAGAAAGACCAUUCACUUCAGCUUCGAUCUUUCCAGAAGCUGUGUGAAAUUUUAGAUCCAGCAGAUCAGGAGAAAGUACGCCUUGUUCUAAUAGGUGGAUGUAGGAAUAACGAAGACCAGCAGCGAGUGGAUGACCUGAAGACCCUUGCUUCAGAUCUGGGAGUUGCAGACAAAUUAGUUUGGAAGCUGAAUGCACCCUUUUCAGAGCUCCUAGAAGCUGUGCAGACAGGGACCAUAGGCCUGCACACCAUGUGGAACGAGCACUUUGGGAUUUGUGUGGUUGAGUGCAUGGCAGGUGGGUUGAUCAUGGUAGCACAUGACUCCGGUGGACCAAAAAUGGAUAUUCUGCUGGACUAUGAAGGCCAGAAGACAGGUUAUACUGCAUCAGAAACAGAGACAUAUGCUAAAGUGAUGAAAGAGAUUUUAGAAGCUAGUGAUGCAGAAAGGGAAACUAUACGUACUGCAGCUAGAAGUUCGGUUGACAGAUUUAGUGAUGAGCAGUUUGAGACGUCUUUCAUUGGUGCCAGUGAAUUUAUUUUCUCAUCAACUGGUAUACAUCAGUAAGAGAUUUUUGAGUAUUGUAAGCUUUUGUAUUUGUAAUUUAUAUUUUGGAAAUUUCAGUGCAGUUGGAUUUUUAUACUUGUCAAGGAUUUGUCAGGCUGCACCAUACUUCAUUCAAAAAUUUGAAUAUCAGCAUCUGUGAACAUGUGUUUGAUAUUCUUUAACACUGACUAUUCUGUUGCACAUGCACUUGCACACACAUACAUACAUAUACACACACACAGUGACUUCAUCCUUUGUAUUCUCAUAUGCACAGUCUAUCUAUAAAGAUUCAGUUCCUUUCACAUAUUAAUCACCAAAAGUAAUUUCAUUUGAAAACCUAUCAAGUCCAUGCAUCUUUGUACAUGACUUUAUUUGUUAGUUUUUUAUAGUUAGCUAGCUGAUUGAAAAGGGGGCCAAAGAGGAGUUUUGGAAAAUAUAAUUUGUAUAGGCAGUUCAAUUCUUUUUCCAAAUUAUGGUUCUGGUAUUAAGGUGAAAGGAAAUUCAAAGAAUAUUAUUUCCUUCUUCUUCUUCUUCUUCUGCUUCUUCAUCUUUAUCAUCUUUAAAUUCUUCUUCUUCGUCUUCUUUAUUAUCUUUCCAGGUUUGGUUUCCUAUUGAUCUGCUUGUGGAGUUGAUCUCAUUUACUUUUAUUGAAACUUUUUUAUGUUGUUGAAAAGGAUAGAAUAAUUUGGAUCAUGAUUAAACCAGACUGUUUACAUGCAAAUAAAUGCACACACAUGUGCCGUACACAAGCACACACGUGUUCUCACACACACACACACACACACACACCACACACACACACACACACACACACACACACACAC
Penaeus vannamei (Pacific white shrimp) is the source of this 2425-nucleotide messenger RNA. RefSeq names its product ALG11 alpha-1,2-mannosyltransferase (gene Alg11). Gene Ontology annotation, cellular component: endoplasmic reticulum membrane. The record is from RefSeq and is a predicted model, not a curated record. Gene Ontology annotation, molecular function: GDP-Man:Man(3)GlcNAc(2)-PP-Dol alpha-1,2-mannosyltransferase activity. Gene Ontology annotation, biological process: protein N-linked glycosylation. Lineage: Eukaryota; Metazoa; Arthropoda; Malacostraca; Decapoda; Penaeidae.